AAAACAAUGAAAUAUAAGUACAAAACGUAUGAGUUUUGUAUUUUGAGUCGUGGGGGUCAUAUUAACCUUGUAUUUUGUAGUUACUUGUGACAUUUAGCGGAAACAGUGUCAUCAAACUUGUUACAUAUAUAGUAGACAAAGAAUGAUUGAGGUUCAUUCACACUUUUGUUAAAAUGGCUUUGCAUUUCAGCAGUGGCUGUUUGUGUUGUUUAAGCCAGAUGAGGUCUCAGAAAAUCAGAGGUGUAGCACCUGGGAGCAGUGUUACUGUGAACUCAGAAGAAGAUAAGGUGAAGCUUGGUGGGUCUGACUUGAAGGUAACUAAGCUUGGAAUUGGGGCUUGGUCUUGGGGUGACACCAGCUAUUGGAACAACUUUGAAUGGGAUGAUAGAAAGCUCAAGGCUGCAAAGACUGCUUUUGAUGCCAGCAUUGAUUGUGGAAUAACAUUCAUCGAUACUGCUGAGGUUUAUGGUUCAAAGUUCUCAUUCGGUGCGAUAAAUUCUGAAACACUACUAGGAAGAUUCAUCAAGGAAAGAAAAGAAAAAGAUCCAGAGGUGGAGAUUGCUGUUGCAACUAAAUUUGCUGCAUUACCAUGGAGGCUUGGCCGUCAAAGUGUCGUAGCGGCCCUAAAAGAUUCUCUUGCACGUAUGGAACUUUCUUCAGUUGAUCUUUAUCAACUUCACUGGCCAGGAAUAUGGGGAAAUGAAGGUUAUAUAGACGGUUUAGGAGAUGCAGUGGAGCAGGGCCUUGUUAAAGCUGUGGGAGUAUCUAACUAUAGUGAAAAGCGUCUUCGCAAUGCAUAUGAGCAGCUGAAGAGGAGAGGUAUCCCACUAGCGUCAAAUCAAGUUAAUUAUAGUCUGAUAUAUAGGUUGCCAGAGCAAAAUGGUGUAAAGGCCGCCUGUGAUGAAUUGGGGAUCACGUUGAUUGCAUAUUCACCCAUUGCUCAAGGAGCUUUGACUGGAAAAUAUACUCCAGAAAAUCCUCCAACUGGCCCUCGAGGACAGAUCUAUACUCCUGAAUUUCUUACCAAAUUGCAGCCACUCAUAAGUAGAAUAAAGGAGAUUGGAGAAAGCUACAAUAAGACUUCAACGCAGGUGGUCCUGAAUUGGUUGAUUGCACAGGAGAAUGUUGUUCCCAUCCCAGGAGCCAAAAAUGCAGAGCAAGCCAAAGAAUUUGCUGGUGUAUUGGGUUGGACACUCACCCAACAAGAAAUCCACCAACUUCGUUCUUUGGCGUCAGAAAUUAAACCUGUCAUGGGUUUCCCUGUCGAAAAGUUAUAAGCCUCACAACAUCAUUUUACAUGUACAUUAUUCUUUUUUUUAUCAAACUUUUUUUUUUACAUGUAUUUUACAGUGAUUAAGAAAGUCUUGGAAAUGUUAGUACUGCAGACUCCUCAGUGUGAAAAAAAAGUAGUACUAAUAAAUCAAAAAUAACUACAUAUUCUGUGUAAUUCCAUAAGUGAGAUUUGGAAAGGAUGGUGUGUAUGCAAUUUUAGACCUAUCUAUUUUAAGAAGGUAGAAAUGUUGUUUUUUGAUA
This is a messenger RNA of Solanum dulcamara, 1533 nucleotides long. RefSeq lists its product as uncharacterized. Gene Ontology annotation, cellular component: cytoplasm. The coding region runs from base 174 to 1277 and encodes 367 amino acids. NCBI's taxonomy places the organism in Eukaryota, Viridiplantae, Streptophyta, Magnoliopsida, Solanales, Solanaceae. The record is from RefSeq and is a predicted model, not a curated record. The transcript has 10 exons.